Cyphellophora attinorum is the source of this 3117-nucleotide messenger RNA. Its product is annotated as Acid trehalase. Gene Ontology annotation, biological process: trehalose catabolic process. Lineage: Eukaryota; Fungi; Ascomycota; Eurotiomycetes; Chaetothyriales; Cyphellophoraceae. The record is from RefSeq and is a predicted model, not a curated record. The transcript is spliced from 3 exons. Bases 1 to 3117 code for a protein of 1038 amino acids. Gene Ontology annotation, molecular function: carbohydrate binding; alpha,alpha-trehalase activity. Gene Ontology annotation, cellular component: fungal-type cell wall.
AUGCAGGUACCGAAGCUUUGGACCAGUUUGCUCUCCGCUACCGCCCUGUCGGGUCUUGUCACCUAUGGUACUGCGCAAACCUUGGGAAGGCGGCAGAAUGGUGUGUCUGAUGUAUACGACACCCGCUUCGAUGGGACAACCUGGAACAAUGCUAAUUGGCAAUUGUCGACUACGACGCUGGACCAAGGGCACUACCAAGCGAGAGCAAGCAUAGCGAAUGGGUACAUAGGCAUCAACGUUGCCUCACUGGGUCCUUUCUUCGAGGUCGACGAACCUGUCGAUGGAGACAAUGUAGCCGGCUGGCCUCUGACUGAUCGCCGUCAGUCCUUCGCAACCAUAGCCGGCUUCUGGGACAGUCAACCAGACACCAAUGGCACCAACUUCCCGUGGCUGUCUCAGUACGGAUGGGAAUCUGUCAUCUCUGGAGUGCCACACUGGUCGGGUAUUGUUGUCGAUCUCGGCGACGACGCAUACCUUGACGCAACCACGAAUGCUUCCCAAAUCCAAGACUUUACUUCGUCUCUAGAUAUGAAACGUGGCUUGCUAAGCUGGGCUUUCACGUGGAGCCCGCCUGAUUCCCCUUCCUUCAACAUCAGCUACGAGAUGUUUGCGCACAAACUGGAGAUCAACAAAGCAUUUGUCCAGCUCAACAUAAGUGCGAGCGAAGAUGCGAAUGUCACAGUUGCCAAUGUACUCAAUGGAGAUUGUGCUCUUCGCACACAACCAGGAGACAAAGGUAUUGACGACGAUAUGGUCUACAGCUCAGUUCAUCCGGACGGUCUGAUGAACGUGACCGGCUCUGUAUUCGCAAAGAUGAUCUCGACUACAAACAGUAGUAAACAGGAGGAGCUAGAUCGACCAUAUGUGGGUGGAAAUCAGUCCUCGAUCGCGGCAGGCCUGCAACUGAGCUUACGAGCGGGCGUUCCAGUCACGGUCACCAAGUACGUCGGUAUUGCGUCGUCGGACGCCUUCCAAGAUCCCCAAGCAGAGGCCAAGAAUGCUGUGUUGUCCGCCAUCAACACGGGCUACGCCGACGCCUUGGCAAGCCACGUCUCAGAAUGGGCGGAGGUGCUGCCAGAGCAUUCGGUUGACGACUUCUCGGAUCCCACGAAUGGCUCCUUGCCUGAUGACCCGUACGCUGUGGAAUCUGCAAUCCUUGCGGUUGCGAACCUGUUCGAUUUCCGUUGGAGGCUCGCCUCCGACGCUUAUGCUGGCGGUAUAUUCUGGGAUGCAGAGACGUGGAUGCAGCCCGGGCUUGUGGCUAGCUCUCCGUAUGCAGCCAGAGGCAUCUCAAACUAUCGUAUGGAGCAUUACGAGCAGGCGCAGAAGAACAUCGAGACAGCAUAUCAAUCGUCCAGGAACGAGACCACUUUCUCUUCGGACGCCGCCAUCUUUCCGUGGAUAUCUGCGAGACCGGGGAACUGCACAGCCAUGGGUCCAUGCUGGGACUACGAAUAUCAUAUCAAUGGCGAUAUUGCUCAAGCGUUGGUGAAUGAGUGGAUCGUGUCAGGUGAUACAGAUUUCUUCCGGGAGAAUUACUUUCCUAUCCAAAACUCUGUGGCCGUUCUGUACUCCGAUCUACUGGAGAAGAAUGGGUCGGAAUACUCCCUUACUAACAUGACAGAUCCAGACGAAUUCGCGGCAAACGUUGACAAUGGCGGCUUUACCAUGGCUUUGAUUGCGAACCAACUGACUUACACCAACUUCUUCCGUUCCUUGUUCAAUGAAACUCCCAACGAAACAUGGAUCGAGCAGGCAGAGAACGUGCUCAUCAGUCGGGAUCAAGAAGCCGAUAUUAUCCUGGAAUACACCGGCAUGAAUGGAUCCAUCGACGUUAAGCAAGCCGACGUUGUACUGAUCACAUACCCUGCUUCCUACACAGAUAACUACACCGACACUCAGAGCUUGUCUGAUCUGGACUACUAUGCCGCCAAGCAAUCGCAGAACGGUCCGGCCAUGACAUACGCUAUCUUUUCGAUUGUAGCAAACCAGGUCUCGCCAUCAGGGUGCUCCGCAUAUACGUACGACUUGUACUCGCAUCACCCAUACGUGCGUGCUCCUUGGUUCCAGUUCUCCGAGCAGCUCGUCGACGCCUACUCCGUGACAGGAUAUCAUCCUGCUUUCCCCUUUCUGACAGGUCAUGGUGGUGCAAACCAGGUCGUCCUCUUCGGCUAUCUUGGCCUUCGCCUUCUGCCAACGAGCUGGGCCCUACACGUCAACCCUUCCCUGCCGCCACAGAUCCCACAGGUGCGCUAUCGUACGUUCUAUUGGCAUGGCUGGCCAAUCAGUGCCUUCUCCAACCAGACGCACACCACGCUCAGCCGUCCCUCCAAUAUCGUCAAUGCCUCUGGAACAGCUCCCAACAGCACCUACACCGAAGCCGCAAUUCCCGUUGUCGUCGCGCGCCUGGUUCGACUAACACCACAACGUACUCCCUGCCUGCCAAUGGCACAGCUGUUGUCAUCCCAAAUCGACAAUAUCACCUCAACCAAACCACGCCUGGCAAUGUUCUGCAAUGCCAGCGGCCCAUCAAUGCCUCUACGGACUUCGCACCUGGCCAAUUCCCUGAGGCUGCUGUUGAUGGCGCCACUAGCACGACGUGGCAGCCACGUACGCCAACAAGACCGCUUCGCUCACAGCGCCAGCUACAACUUUUCCGUUGCCAUGUCCAACGAUACUUCGUCCUCUGGCACGGUCAUAGCAAGCGGCCACGUCAAUAUCUCGAUUCCGUUCUCCGAAAUUGAUAGUGCGGCAAUCACGGCGCCGAUGUCGAAUACUACGUUUGUGGAUUUCAUGGGCAACAAUACCGCCGAUCUCGUUCCUGUGGGAUUAGGCCCAGAGAUUCUGACUGCGGAAUAUGCCACAUUGACGAUCUGGGGAAGUUUGUAUAACUCCAGCUACACAGCGGCAAACAUGAGUGGAGACGGCGCUACUGUUGCAGAAUGGGAGGUUAUUGUGCUGGAGGAUGGCGAAGAUGCUUCGCUGGUAGCUCGCGGUAUCGAGAGCCGAGUGGGCAAGCCGUCGAAGAUGCAGGUCUAUGAGAGGGAGAUGUUGGGCAUGGCGGCCAGAGAGGAGAAAGCGACGAGGCGGCGCAGAGGGUUUCGGACUGCUUCGUGA